Molecule: messenger RNA, 503 nt
Organism: Fukomys damarensis (Damara mole-rat)
Lineage: Eukaryota; Metazoa; Chordata; Mammalia; Rodentia; Bathyergidae
Gene: Atp5mg
Product: ATP synthase membrane subunit g
Exons: 3
Coding region: 83-394 (103 amino acids)
Biological process (GO): proton motive force-driven ATP synthesis
Molecular function (GO): proton transmembrane transporter activity
Source: RefSeq, a predicted model, not a curated record
UGGGACGGGGUCUUGCAACGGGUCCUUCCCGGGGGUGACAUUCAGCUGGCAGUUGAGGCGACGGCCCUGCUACUGUGGAACUAUGGCCCAGUUCGUCCGUAACCUCGCGGAGAAGGCCCCGGCGCUGGUGAAUGCUGCUGUGACUUACUCCAAGCCUAGAUUGGCCACAUUUUGGCAUUAUGCCAAGGUUGAGCUGGUUCCUCCAACUCCUGCUGAGAUCCCUGUAGCUAUUCAGAGCCUGAAAAAAAUAGUCAAUAGUGCUAAAACUGGUAGCUUCAAACAGCUCACAGUUAAGGAAGCUAUGCUGAAUGGUUUGGUGGCCACCGAAGUAUGGAUGUGGUUUUAUAUUGGAGAGAUCAUAGGCAAGCGUGGCAUCGUUGGCUAUAAUGUUUGAAUACCUUUAACAUCUGAUUAUAUUUGACUUAAUAUUUGUGUUCUUGAAUCACAUGAUCAACCACGUGAUCAGAACAUCUGCUAUCUGAAUAAAAAAAUGUCAGCUAUCA